GUUAUGGUCCUGUCAGAGCGCCGGCGUCGUGGUGGUUGGGCGGUCGCCACCGAAGAGACUUUGGUGGGCAGCCCUGCCGCCCGCAGCGCUGGUCGCGGGCCUCACUUCCAACCUGCAACGCGCGGCUCGCGGGCCAAACCGUAGGGCGCGCGUGCGAGUCGGCGCCGCAGCUGCCUUGGGGCCUGGGCCCAGCCACAGCCUCCUCCACUGCCGCCGGCUCCGAGCGGCCGCGAGAUGCAGCCGCCGGGCCCGCCCCCGGCGUAUUCCCCCACGAACGGGGACUUCACCUUUGUCUCCUCAGCAGACGCGGAAGAGCUCAGUGGUUCAAUAUCAGCCCCAGAUGUCAAAUUGAACCUUGGUGGAGAUUUUAUCAAAGAAUCUACAGCUACUACAUUUCUGAGACAAAGAGGAUAUGGCUGGCUUUUGGAAGUUGAAGAUGAUGAUCCUGAAGAUAACAAGCCACUCUUGGAAGAAUUGGAUAUCGAUCUAAAGGAUAUUUACUACAAAAUCCGAUGUGUUUUGAUGCCAAUGCCAUCACUUGGUUUUAAUAGACAAGUGGUGAGAGACAAUCCUGACUUUUGGGGUCCUCUUGCUGUUGUUCUUUUCUUUUCCAUGAUAUCAUUAUAUGGACAGUUUAGGGUGGUAUCAUGGAUUAUAACUAUUUGGAUAUUUGGUUCACUAACAAUUUUCUUACUGGCCAGAGUUCUUGGUGGAGAAGUUGCAUAUGGCCAAGUUCUUGGAGUUAUAGGAUAUUCAUUACUUCCUCUCAUUGUAAUAGCCCCUCUACUUUUGGUGGUUGGAUCAUUUGAAGUGGUGUCUACACUUAUAAAACUGUUUGGUGUGUUUUGGGCUGCCUACAGUGCUGCUUCAUUAUUAGUGGGUGAAGAAUUCAAGACCAAAAAGCCUCUCCUGAUUUAUCCAAUCUUUUUAUUAUACAUUUAUUUUUUGUCUUUAUAUACUGGAGUGUGAUCUAAAUCAUAUAUGAGUAGAAAAAGACAAUGUUACAUUUGUGUGAAGGCUGGGAACUCUUGCCGAAGGGAUUGAAGAAUACCUGUUGCUGAUAAAAUUUUACAUGUUCCAGAUGGAAAGACAGGUUUAAGGUGUUUGUUUUUUUAAACCGUUAUCUUUUUGUAUUUAAUUAAGCAAUUAUAGUUCUCUGGAUUUUUUUUUUUUUUUUUUUUGGUCAGAAUUCUAAAUUCUGUUUUAUUCUUCAUAUUCCAGUAAAUAAAAUAUGAAAGCAUUGUGGUUUUAAGAUUGUGUUGACAUUCUCCUAAAAAUCUGUGCCAAAAGCACCUGGAAUGGUAAUUAUACUUCACUUAAAGGGUAAAUAUGACAAUAUCCUGAUAAUCUAAAAGUGCAAUUUUUUUCCUUAAAGGGUUUCUCCUGCAUUGCAGAUCAUGUAGAUAUAUAUUUAUAUUUAUACAUAUAUAUUUAUGAAGUAAUUCUUAUUCACAAAAUAUAUUUCUGAGUAGCUGAAAAAUUAAGAUAUUUUAAACCUAAGGCUUAAACUUUCUUUAAUUUGACCAUUAAUCUUUUUAUUUAUAAAUUUUAAUUUGUUUUUUAAAAUUUAUAUAAUUUAAAAAUUCUCAAACAUGCUUCAGUAUGUUCUUGUUAAGAAUUCUUAACAAGAACAACUAAAACUAAUUUUAACAUUUGUUGAUGUAGAUUUGAUUUGUUUGGGUGCUUUUACAAACCAUUUUUAAAUAUCUAAAUAUUAAAAGUUUCUGUUUAUCUUUCUGACCAAAGGAGCAAAACAUAUAAGGGAUAUGACAUCCAAUAAAAUUGUCAAUAUGUAGAAAAGCAGUAAUAUUUAUAGCAUCAGCAAAUAUUUUUAAGUGGUAUUUCUAAGUCAUAAAAGUUGCUCAGAAGACACCUUUAGAAUCUUGUGGUCCUGAACAAUGUUACAUGAAGUAGAAAAAAAUAAAAUGCUUCCCAGCUGUG
Messenger RNA from Molossus molossus (Pallas's mastiff bat), 1941 nucleotides. It is a transcript of the gene YIPF4, whose product is annotated as Yip1 domain family member 4. The transcript is spliced from 6 exons. Gene Ontology annotation, cellular component: membrane; trans-Golgi network. The record is from RefSeq and is a predicted model, not a curated record. Gene Ontology annotation, biological process: vesicle fusion with Golgi apparatus; endoplasmic reticulum to Golgi vesicle-mediated transport. Bases 235 to 969 code for a protein of 244 amino acids. NCBI's taxonomy places the organism in Eukaryota, Metazoa, Chordata, Mammalia, Chiroptera, Molossidae.